AUGGCUGCUUCUCCACGAAAUAUUUUAAGUAGUUUUGCUUCAACAGGGGUAUUUCCUUUGAAUCUAGACAUUAUUUCUGAUGAUAAAUUUGCUCUCAGUUGUGUUACUGGUCGUAUGAUAUUUUGGAAACAUCCUCUUUUGUUAAGAACUAUGAAACUAUUUUUCAACGUAAUGACUAAUAUAGAGAAAAAAUUUAAAACUAGAUUCAAUGUUGAAGAAGCUCUCCAUUAUGUAUUAUCUCCUUGCUCUGAUUCUGAGCUAUCUGAUUUGGAGGAUGAUGACACUGAAGAGCCUGAUUUUCAACUUGAAAGAUUGAAUGAUGAUAUUGUACCAGAUAUUGAUUGCAGUGAUGAAGAUGAUAAUGUUGAAAGUGAUAACGAAAGUGAAACUGAUAGUUGUAUACAGCUAAUCUUUAGAUGGAGAAACAAAGAACCUCCUCUAUCAAAUUUUGAGUUUUCUGGGGCUGGUUUUAGUCAAUCACCCCAAUGUUAUGAUGAAAUGACACCAUUGACAUUUUUCAAGCUUUUCUGGGAUGAUUCUAUAACUAAUACACUUGUGGGACAAACAAAUUUUUAUAGUGUUCAGAAAAAUGGAAAAUCUAUGAACACAAAUAAGGAUGAAAUAGAGAAGUUUCUUGGUAUGCACAUGAUGAUGUCAAUAAUACUAUUACCUGCUUACCACAUGUAUUGGGCAAAGGAAACUAGAUAUGCCCCAAUAGCUGAUGCCAUGCCAAGAAAUCGAUAUAAACAACUACGCCACUUUUUGGAUGCAAAUGACAAUACAAAUAAAGAUGAUGUUGCUAAUAAAAACAAUAAACUGCUUAAGGUGCAACCAAUUCUUGGUGUGAGGAAAAAUUGUAUACUUAUUGAACAUGAGGAAAAACAGAGUAUAGAUGAACAAAUAAUUCCUGCUAAAACCAAAUUUAGUGGCAUACGUCAAUACAAUGCAAACAAGCCAAUAAAAUGGGGGUUUAAAAAUUUUGUUAGAGCUGGUGCAUCUGGUAUGAUGUUUGAUUUUUUAAUGUAUUCUGGAGCAUGUGUAAAUAUAAAAUGUAAUGGGGAAUAUGUUGUAAGAAAGCUUUGCGAAACGCUUCCAAAAAAUGUUAAUCAUAAACUGUUUUUUGACAAUUGGUUUACAUCUUUGGAUCUGUGUUUGAAGCUAAAAAUUGAUGGAAUUUUAACCACAGCAACAAUUAGAUCAAACAGAAUAAAAAAAUGUCCACUCUCAGCAGAGAAAGAAUUAAAAAAAAAAGGGCGUGGCAGCAGUUGCUAUUUCACAGAUGUCAAUUCAGGGUUGGUUUUGGUGAGAUGGUUUGACAACAAAUGUGUUCAACUAGUUUCUACAUUCUCUUCCCCCAUUUCGUUAUCAAAUGUCAAAAGGUGGAAUCGAAAAAAUAAAUCCUAUGUCAGUGUUUCCUGUCCUGAAAUUGUAAAGGAGUAUAACAAGUCUAUGGGAGGAGUUGACUUAGCUGACAUGCUAAUAUCCCUUUAUCGCACCCCAAUAAAAACAAAGAGGUGGUAUUUGAAGGUGAUAUUUCAUUGA
Molecule: messenger RNA, 1542 nt
Organism: Hydra vulgaris (swiftwater hydra)
Lineage: Eukaryota; Metazoa; Cnidaria; Hydrozoa; Anthoathecata; Hydridae
Source: RefSeq, a predicted model, not a curated record